Molecule: messenger RNA, 1388 nt
Organism: Effrenium voratum
Lineage: Eukaryota; Dinophyceae; Suessiales; Symbiodiniaceae
Source: the annotation of a GenBank genome assembly
GGUAAAGAGGGUUCUGGCCAGAUCGCGCCCAUGGCGAGCCUUUUUGUGGAGGCGGCUCUGGUGUCUGUCUAUGCCAACGUGGAAGCAUUGCUCAUUUGCUGCGCGGGGGUUUAUGCCAUGCAUCGGCAAAUCGUAGCGCCCGAGGGCCUGCGAGUUUUGUCCAGGCUGGUGGUUGAGGUCCUUUUCCCUUGCAUCGCCUUUUCCAACUUCCGUGCCUACUCCUGGGAGCUGCUGGGAGAGUGGUACAUGGCUGGCGUCGGCAGUUUCUUGACAAUGGUGCUGGGAACACUUCUCGGGAAGUGUGGGGCCUUGCUUCUUCGCUUGGAGCCGCCCUACUCGAAGAUCUUCAUUCUUUGCACCACGUUUGGCAACGGCGGCGUGCUGCCUUUUGUGCUGGUGCCUCCCAUUGUUGUCAAUUGGAAGCCUGCGAUGAGCGACCCAGAAAGCCUUUACAAAGCCUACGGGGUAAUCUCCCUCUAUGCGCUAGUCUGGAACGUGGCACUGUUUGGCUUGGGCCGGCCUUAUGCCCUUUCGAUGAGAACCGAGAAGGUGGAGACUGAGAGUGAGGCGUCUCAGAACAGGCCUUGUGUGGUGCGGUUCCUCCAAAAGCUCCGCAAAAUGGAUUCCGUGGUGUGGGCAUCCAUCCUGGCCAUAGUUGUGGGCUGCAUCGCGCCUGUGCGGGACCUGCUCAGUGAGCGGGCGGGCGGCGUGCUGCGCUUCGUGGAGUCGUUCACCUACAAAUUAGGCUCUGCAGGGAUCCAGGUCUCCACACUGGUGCUGGGGGGCUCUUUGUACUUGGGUGGCGUGGCGCAGCUGGAGAAGCGCAGGGCCAGAGUAAAAACUUUGAGGGAUGCGCAGGAGCGCGAGGGCGCGUCGCCUCAGGCGGGUGUGGAAGCGGCGGUGAGCCAGAGUGAGGUUGGCGGAGAGGCGUGCUGCGGGCUUUCACCCAUGGUGCGGUUGGCAGUUGGAGCGACCUUAAUCAAACUGGCGCUGGUGCCUGCGAUCGCGAUCCCUUUGAUAGUCCUAGCUGUGAAGGCUGGAGCAACCGGACGAGACCAACCGAUGCUGUUUAUGGUUUUGAUGAUCCAGACGGGCGUGCCGUCUGCUCAGACCACUCUCGCUUUGCUGGUGUCAGCGGGCUUGCAGAAAGUGGCGGGGGAGAUGAGCAUCGUGUACCUGCCCAUGUAUGUCGCGUCCGUGGCGACGAUGGCCGCCAUCAUCAUGAUAGCUGUGACUUUCUUCGACACCUUCGACAUCGACGCGCCAGGCAUAGCCGGCGUGGACCUAUUAAAUGCCACCCUGUGAGCGAAGGCCGGGGAGCUGCGCUGCUCGCAAGGUCGAGUGGCGCGCAUGGCAGCCAACAAAAGCUGAGAAAGCCGCCGAGAGAA